UCUGACCAUUACAUCACGUAACGUUGCGAAUAUAUGUGCCGUGGACUGAGUGGCAUUUAAAAAACCUCCCGAUCCCUGAAAACAUCUCGAGGAUGAUGAUGUCCGCAUAGUUAGUUUACUACUUAGUUAGUUUACUGCCUGGUUUGUCAGAGAGACCUUUUAGUCGUCCGACAUAUCUCGGCCCAAGAAGACAAGAAGACGGGAAGUUUCCAAUUCUCAAAUUCCCGAGUCUCAACAAAAAGUGUGGAGUGGACGAUAAAUAUCUUAAUAAAUAUCGUGGUGUGACGAGUGACAUAUUAAAAAUCGUCUCAAGUGUCCCCCUCCUCCUCCCCCUUUAGGAAAUAAAAUAAAUUACUAGUGAACUGGACAUAAUGUGGAGCAGGGCAGUGUUUGUGUUGGUCCACGUGGUCCUGGGGGUGGUGGCCCAGUACGACGUGACGAAUUGUCCCGUGGAGGACGCCACGUUUGAGUUGGUCACCGGCUGGAUGUACUCCUCUCCACAGGACAUUCUUGAAACGAGAGCCGGCACUUUGCAGCUUGCCGAAUGCAUCGAGGCCUGCAAAUCGAAUCAAUCUUGUCUCGCUGUCAAUUUUGAGACGGGACUUUGUGUCUUGUUUAAGAGCCAAGUUAAAGACAGGACGGACACCUUGAUCAAGUCGCAGUUUCCAGUUUUUACCAUGUACGCUCAAAAGCAGUGCAUCCCGUCGGCGCGGAGUUGCACCCGAGCGUGGGGGUUUGAGCUGGUGAGGGGCUACUAUAUCCGGAAUGGGGUCAAGAAACAGAUGCAACUUCCGUCAAGGAUGGCUUGCAUGGAUGCUUGUAUUCAGGAAAGGACGUUCCCAUGCCGGUCGGCUUGGUGGGAUGUGGUGAAGUCGGAAUGCGUCAUGAGUGACUUGGACCGGUACAGCUUAGACAACGCGGGCCGUUUCGCCCCUCUGGCCAAUGUGGAGUACAUGGAGAGCCAAUGUGUCGACGAGCCGAGUAAAAUGUGCGAGUUUAAAAGGAUUGAGAACAAGCUGCUCAAAACGGUGGAUUCUUUGCACGAAGGGGUCGCCUCGGUCGAGGAGUGUCGCCAACUUUGUAGCGAUGCCCCCUUCCGCUGCCACACCUUCGACUUCGAAGGCGUCUGCCGUCUCAGCCACCACUCCACCGUCACCGUGUCCCAGGUCGAAGAGCCCUACCUCGUCAUGAACGGGAGCGUCUCGUACGAACGCGGCUCCUGCUACAACGUCACCCUCGACUGUCAAGCCAACCACCUGAUCGCCCGCCUCUCCACGAACAAAAUCUUCAACGGAAAAGUGUACGCGAGACAUCGACCCAACUCCUGCGUUCUGGAUGUCAAACAGGCCAUGACCUUCGAAAUGGUGAUGGACUACUCCGAUCCCGGGUGCGGGAUUAAACAGGAAGAACCCGGCCGAUUCGCGACCGAUUUAGUCCUCCAACAUCAUGACCAAAUCAUGACAAGUGCCGACAUGGGGUUCGCACUCCGCUGCUCGUUCCACUUGGAGAACAGGAGUGUCGCUCAUGGAAUCGAGUUGCAAGUUACGGGACAAAUUCAAUCCAUGGCGAGUGAGUCGGCCGUCGUGCCAAGUCCAAAUGUCAGCAUGAGAAUUACAGACCGUGUCGGGGCCGACAUUUCUACGGCACAGGUUGGAGACCCGCUCUCCCUCCGCUUCGAGAUCGCCGAGGUGUCCUCUCCCUACGAAAUCUUUGUCCGCGAACUGAUCGCCAUGGAUGGUUCUGACGGUGCGGAAAUUGUGCUUAUCGACUCCCGCGGGUGUCCCACCGACCCCUCCAUCAUGGGCCCCGUGACGCACGUGCACAACCACGGGAAAAUCUUGCAAGCCUUUUUCGAAGCGUUUAAAUUCCCGACGAGUGAAGUGGUCCAAUUCCAAGCGCUGGUGACCCCUUGUCUCCCCACGUGUCAGCCGGUCGACUGUUCUCUGGCUGCAGAUCCCUCGACUGGGGGGUCGUUCCAGGCGCAAUCGUACGGACGGAGGAGGCGUCGCAGUGUGGGAGGUUCAAAUGACACCCAGCAGGUUGAGAAUGUCUUGGUCAUCAACAGUAUCCGGAUCGCUGAUAGAUUCAAAUUCCAAGAAAAUAACACUCUCGACGAGUAUGACGACACUGUGGCCGAUGACGAUUGGGAGGUCACUUCGUCCCGUUCGGUGUCUGGGCAGUGCCUAAAUUUCAUGGGGUUCCUGAUCUGUUGCGCGUUCCUGGUCGUGCUCCAAGUCGGGAUUAUCUUUGCGUGGUUGUUCCUCUGGAGGAGGAAGCAGGCCUUGAAUAAGAAAGUCCCUUUUCCCGAGUCGUCCCCCCUCCCCCCCGUCUCGCCCCCUAGUCCGCACUACUUCUACGCCACGACGAGCCCUCCCUCCCUGCAUCUGCAUCAUCAAGGGGACUUCACCACGGGGCGGAAGUACCUCCCAAGACUGUCGUAAAGAGGUGAGUGAGUCUAAAAUUAGGGGAAAAUUGAGACAAAAUUCAGCAGAGGAGCAAGUUGCAAUAGAACGAGACGACACAUGAGACAAUAAAUAUUUAGAAAAUAGACAACAUUUCAUGUACAACUUUACUAAACACUACGGACUAGACGAUAUUUUGGGUUAUUUAUUUAUUUAUUACCGUUUUUUCUACUCUUUAUAUUUACUUUUAGGAUGACACUCAUACAUUAUUUUCCUGACGGACAAAAGAGAUUUUUUUAGAGAGUGCUUUUUGGAUGAAUUUUUCCCUAAAAAUAGAGAGAGAUACAUACAUACGUAAAAAAAAUAUAUGCAAAUGAUCACUAAACAUCAUCACGUCUAGUUGACAAGAACCUGCACAAGUUUUUUUUUGCAACUUCCAUUCACAAACCCACUCGUCUCAUCGUCUUCUUCCUCCUCGUCAUGAAGAGGUGACUUACGUACAGGUAAAAAAAGCUACUAAUGAAUUUAACACCAAUUGUCUGUGAAGCGAACAAACGAGGAUCUUCUUCUUUGAGCAGGUGUAAAAAAAAGUUUUACUUUACCUUACACCCGUUUUUUCCGUGUGGUUAAGUUGACUUUUUUUAUUUUUAAUUUGGGGGUUCGCACAUCGGUCGAUUUCGAAACGAGUGGGAUACAAAUGUAUUUAUUUAUUGUGUGCAGUGACCUUGCAGAAGGAAAAGCUUUACAAAAGUAUGUAGGAACCUUCCGGGGUUGCUUAACUUUCAUGCAGGUUGUCGAGUUUCGUUACUCCAUUUGCAUGUGUAUUUUUUUUACUGUAGAUUUUUUUUAUCUGCGGGAUCCUUAACCGUGAAACAAUAGGGAACCGGUGGGUCGGUUGUUUUUAGGAAAGAAAAAAAAAUUCAUCCAAGGGGCAACUAUCUCGGAGAGGGAAAUAGUUAUUUAUUUAUUUAUUUAUUUAGGUGCUGGGUUUACAUACUUGUAAAUAUUUAAAUUUCAUCUCUCUCUUUUUUCGGGUUAUCUUUUGGUAUUAUUGGAACUGGUAGGUACUAUUUAGUUAGUUAACUCAUCAUCUCACUUUGAUCUUGUAAGAGGAAUGUAUUUAUUACGUAAGUAAGAAGUAGGAGAAUUAACACGAAUCCGACAUAAUGAGGACGUGGACGUGGACGUAACGUGGACGUGGAUGUCGUUAAAUGAGAACAAAAAGACCUUAUUUGAUCCAAAUUCCAAUCCUAAAUCUAAUUCUAAAUCCAACCCACGCACAUGCACGCAUGGAUUAUUCAUUAUUAUCUCGUCAAUAGCAGGAAUGUCGGACUAAUUAAAUCCUCCCGAAUAAAUAAAUGGGGGUAUUCACGACAAAAUUCGCAAAAUUUUGGUUACAAAUCAUUCACAAAGUAGUAUUGCAAAAAAUUGCAAUCUUUUCAAAAAAUAUGAUACACUGCGAACGCGUAAUCUUGGAUUUAUGUAUCAUUGGAUUUGGAUCUUUACAGGUUUUUUUUUCAACCGGAAUUGUAAAGUUAUCUACAUGUGUUGUUUGUUUGUUAUGUGUCAAUUUUACUAUUAUUUAUUUAUUUCUACAUAAUAAUAUGUCAAUGGGUAUGAAUGCCGCGUGGUGUGGUGUGGCGUGUGGGAAAAUCCCCUACAAAGAAAAACUUUUUUUUUUAACUUUUCCGUCCUCAAAAAAAGCACGAGUAAAAAAAGGAAUUCAUUAUUAUUAAAUAUUUCUUUAACCCAACAACAACAACUUUUUUGGCAUUCUUUCCAUUCCUGAAUGCAAUGCAUUUCAUUUCACUGCAAUUCGUGUUGGUCUGGUCAUUCUUGAAAUAACGCGACUGAACUGAACGGUGCAUGGACGGACGGAUGGAGGAAUAAAAAUAAAUAAUAAUAAUUGAUACGCUUCCUGGUCACACUUUUUUAACAGCGGGGAUCGUCGUCGUCGUCGUAAAAAAUCCAAAUUCAAUGCAAAACAAAAUCUACCUCAGAAAAUUAUAACUUUUUCCCUCAAACAAUACUUGGCCUAAAUCUGUCUAAAAUUCCCAAUUAAAAAUAGAUAAACAUGGGGGAAAAAAUCAAGGUUUAGACCAUGAAAAUUAUAUCCUGCCAGCCAUUUACCCGACCAGACCACAGUUUUUUUAAGUGUUUUAUUACAACUCUCUCAUAAAUUUGGUCAUCCAUGAGAAAGCAGUCUUGUUAAUUAAGAGAGAGAGGAAAUCUAUUCUCGGCAAGAGCAGAGAAUUUUAUUGUCGUUUUUGAAAUUAGCCUGCUUUAUUCGUACUCACUUUUGCACACCUGAUCCAAGUUGAGAUAGAUUAUAUCAUCCCAAAUCUGAUGAGCGAAUCCAAUUACGAUUAUUAUUAUUCGCAGUCCAUUGGCCGCGGAAGGAGGCGGGGGAACAGGGGGACAUUGUCCCCGGAGAAAUUCGGCAAAAUCAUGUCUUGUCAAUGUUCCUCCAAUUCCGUAAAACUAUUUUUUUUAAUAAUGUCCCCCCACUUCCGCGGCCAAUGAUUUCUCCUGCAAAACACAUCCUCGUCCAGCCCGACGAAAGGUCAGUGACCUCGCAGGUAGUAAAAAAAUGGAGAAGAGAGGGAACCAUUAAGAAAUUUGACCUUUAAGAUUCAUGACCAAAUUCAAUUCAGCAAAUUCGCAACGAUUAAUUUAAAUGGUGCUUUAUAUUUAAUUUCAUUCCGGAAGAAGUUCAAGUCGUAAAUAAAUAUUCGUGACAAAGGGUUACACUAAAUAUUCCGCCCAUCCUUCGUCGGCAUUGACAUUACUUUAAAAAAUAUUUAAAAUUAAAAUGAACACAAUAACAAUAAAUAACACAUCCUUCCACCAAAUUAUUCCGCCCGACGACGACAAAAACGUUAGAGAACAUUGUUACCAAAAAAUUUUAAUGUUCUUUGGUAAAUUUUUUACCGGAGGAACGCAAUACGAAUUUUGUAGGUUAAUGAGAUUAUUAAGUAUUUACGUCUCGUUUUUUAUUUACAUGGUUUUUACUUAUUCGGGUUUUUUUAGCGACAUUUAGUGACUUAAUUGACUUAAUAGACAAAACUAUUUCAAGGUGGAUGGUUAUCGAUUAGUAAAAGUAAACGAAAUUUAUGACGAAUUAAAGUUUUACUACUUUUUUUUGCUACCCACCCACCCACUAAACCAACGCCUUGAAAUUUAUUUAUCACGCCGGAAAUGAUCGUACAUACCUUGUACCAAAAUGAUAACUAUAAACAUUUUAUUGAUAAGUGUUGCUUGUGUAAGUACCGUGUAGAAAAAAUGAAUAAUUGUUAUUGGCCAUAUUUAAGUUAUAGACUUUACUACCGUGUACACACACAACUAUUAAUUUAUCAUCAUCAUCAUCAUUGUUGUUACUUUUAUUUAUGGUUGUGGUUAUAGAAUAGUUUAGACUGACGAAUUUUAGUAUUUAUUUAAAUGUAUGGAUGACAUUGAAAAUGAAAUGAAAACUAAAUUAGAAACGGAUUGGUUUUAUUUAUUUAUUUACGAAAAAUGAAUGCAACACAACUUUUUUGUUUAAGUUGUCAUUUGAUAAUUUGUCAGUAUUUUUACCGUGUAGUCCAAUUUUUUCCGAUAGAAAUUCGUAGUUGAAUGCCAUUUAAUAUAAAUAUUUAACUACUUAAUUAUCGAAAUAAAAAUAACCAUGAUUUGAGAAAUUU
Folsomia candida is the source of this 6082-nucleotide messenger RNA. RefSeq lists its product as uncharacterized. Bases 372 to 2441 code for a protein of 689 amino acids. The record is from RefSeq and is a predicted model, not a curated record. Lineage: Eukaryota; Metazoa; Arthropoda; Collembola; Entomobryomorpha; Isotomidae. The transcript is spliced from 8 exons.